Molecule: messenger RNA, 7255 nt
Organism: Ziziphus jujuba (common jujube)
Lineage: Eukaryota; Viridiplantae; Streptophyta; Magnoliopsida; Rosales; Rhamnaceae
Exons: 12
Coding region: 554-6796 (2080 amino acids)
Source: RefSeq, a predicted model, not a curated record
GCGGGUUUCUGAAGUUGAUGUGUGAGCUAAAACUCUAAGCUCUGUUUCACCUUAUUAAUGGCGUUAACACUAAACCCAUGAUUUACUGAUUAUUUACGCCAUCUCUUUCUCUCUCUCUCUGCAUCUCGUUCUCCAAAAAAUCCCAACAACCGAAACCCACCUAGCAUCACAUACUCCACUCAAAUCUCUCUCUCUCUCUUUCUCUUCUCUCUCACACUGUGCUCUUUAGAAACUUCCCGGUAAAGAUUCCCUGCUCUUCCUUUCAACUUAAGCACCUACAGAUCCGCGGCUAGUCUUCGGGUUCAGUGUUGGAGUGGCAUUGUUGUUUUGGUUGUUGUUCUUCUUCUGGGUCUCUUUGUUUUGUCCGUUUCCUGGUGGUGAGAAUCUGAACUCUGUGUUUACCGGGGGACUUGGAUCCGGGAAUUUUCUCAACUGGGUAUUUGACGUAGUUCCUGGGUUUGGCAUUUUGGGAUUCCAUACCUCCUCCUGCAAGGGGGAACAAAAUGGAACGUUGAUCUCAUAUAUGCAGUUGAUGUAAAUAGAUUAUCUAGUAAUGUCGAGGAUCACCAAGUGGAAGCUUGAGAAAACAAAAGUGAAAGUGGUCUUCAGACUACAAUUCCAUGCAACACAUAUUCCACAAACCGGAUGGGAUAAGUUGUUUAUCUCUUUCAUUCCUGCUGAUUCUGCAAAGGCCACAGCCAAGACAACUAAAGCAAAUGUGAGGAAUGGGACCUGCAAAUGGGCAGAUCCUAUCUAUGAAACUACUAGACUUCUUCAAGACAUUAAAACAAAGCAGUAUGAUGAGAGGAUCUAUAAACUUGUGGUCACAAUGGGUUCUUCACGAUCUAGUGUCCUUGGUGAGGCUAACAUCAAUCUAGCUCAUUAUGCUGAUGCACUAAAGCCUUCUAUUGUUGCACUGCCUCUUCAGGGAUGUGACUCUGGAGCUAUUUUACAUGUAACUGUUCAGCUGCUAACUUCUAAAACUGGUUUCAGAGAGUUUGAGCAGCAAAGGGAGCUCAGAGAGAGAGGUCUGCAGACUACAUCUGAUGAAUCUGCUGGUAGAAAAUUAUUUUCUGACGAUACCAUCAAUGAUCAGAUGGACAAGGUCAAUGCAAAGGUUAGAUUCAAAGAAGAACUGCCUCCGCUUGAAGAAGAGGUGGGGCCGAAUGAAGAGUAUGCAGACUCGGCCGCUGGCUUUGAUGGGUCUUCCAAUACUUCAGGCAGUUUAUAUGCUGAGAAACAUGAUACAUCCAGCAGCCAUGAAAUUGAGAGUCUUAAGAGUACAACCUCUGGUGAUUUAGUUGGACUUUCCCUUAGUCAAAGCUCUCCACCAGAAAAACAAGACCCCUCUGAUCAUCGAUUUUUGCCUCAGGGGACAGCUGAAUGGGCUCAUUGGGGUUCUGAUUAUUCUGCAGACAAUGACUUGGCAAAUGCAUAUGAGGAGAAUGGUAGACUUAGAGGAAGCUUGGAAGCAGCAGAAUCAUCUAUUGUUGAGCUUAAAUUGGAGGUGAGCUCGUUACAGAAUCAUGCUGAUGAAAUAGGCGUUGAAGCAAAAAAGGUUUCCCAGCUACUUGCUGAAGAAAUUGCUUCAGGAGAAAAAUUAGCAAAAGAAGUUUCUGUACUAAGAUCAGAAUGCUUGAAGUUUAAAGAUGAUCUACAGCAGCUAAAAAUUUCCAAAUUAAGCACUCCGUUUGCAAUCAGAGAAACUAUCAAGACAGACCAGGAUCAUUUCUUUCAAGAGUUACAACUCAGGUGGCCCAAGGGGCUUCUGGAUAUCGAGGAUAAGAUAAGAGCGCUUCAUAACAAGGCGUGUUUUGGAUUCCAUGAAAGGGACUACAGGUCCUUCAAUUCAGACUUGGAGGCAUUGCUUGGUAUUCUGCAGGAUCUCAAACAAGGAACCGGACAGCAUAUUUCAGGGCUGAACUUUGAAAGUGUGAAGGAAAUUAAAGAAAUGAAUAUACAUAAAGGUGAGCACUUGUUACCAGGAACCAGGUUUGAUUCAGAUUUUUAUCAACAAGAAGGGAUGCUGCAUUGCCUGAAUAUGCCUGACCUAGUAUCUCAAGAAUUUGACUCCACAGAUGCUAACAGUGCAAUGAAAGGAAAAAUCCUUGAACUUAUUAGGGAGUCAGAUGAGUUGAAAGCUGAAAGGGUAGGCCUUUCAAGGAAAAUGGACCAGAUGGAGUGCUAUUAUGAAGCUCUUGUUCAGGAACUUGAGGAAAAUCAGAGGCAGAUGAUGGGAGAGUUGCAGAAUCUUAGAAAUGAUCACUCCACUUGUAUAUACACAAUUUCAGCCACUAAAGCUGAGAUGGAGACAAUGAACCAAGACAUGAAUAAGCAAAUAAUUAAAUUUUCUGAAGAGAAGCAUGAUUUGGAUUCUCUCAACAAGGAUCUUGAAAGAAGGGCUGCUACUGCAGAAGCAGCACUGAAAAGGGCACGCUUGAAUUACUCCAUUGCUGUAGACCAGUUGCAGAAGGACCUUGAAUUACUUUCUUCCCAGGUUCUGUCCAUGUAUGAAACUAAUGAGAACCUUAUUAAGCAAGCUUUUUCAGAAUCUUCCCUGCCAAGCUUUCCAGAGUAUGAAGAAAUGGCUCAGAAUCAGAAACUGGAUUCAAAGGAAAGUCAUGCUGCGAGACUGUUGCAGUGUCAGAAUCAAUUUCAUGAGGAAAAGAAACAAAAUUUAGAUGCGGAUAUAUUUUCGGAGGAUUUGAAAAGAUCUCUCCUCUUGCAGAAGGGACUUUACCAAAAGGUUGAAGAAGUCUAUGAAGUGCAUUUAUUAAAUGUAUAUUUGGAUGUUUUCUCAAAAACUCUACAGGAAACUUUGCUUGAUGCAAGUGCUGACUUCAGGUUGAUGAAAGAUAAAAUUAAUAAGCUUACACAGCAGCUGGAGCUUUCAACCGAGUCCAAGGAGUUACUGAUGCUGAAGCUGCAGGAUGCUAUCAAUGAGGUUCACAAUCUCAAGGAAUACAAAAAUGCCUGUGAUACAAAAUGCAACAGCCUGGCUCUGCAUAAUCAAGCUUUAGAAGCAAAUUUACAAAAUGUCACUCAUGAAAAUUGUCUUCUGUCCCAAAAGGUUACUGAAUCUGCAGUCCUGGUAAAAGAACUGGGAAGUUAUGAGCACAAAUUUGCUGCCUGCUCAGAAGAAAAGUUAGAGUUGGAAAAUUUGUUGAAGAAAGAAAUGCUAGAAAAUGGAAAUCUUCGAAAUAAAAUGUCCUCUUUGCAGGAAGAGAUGAAAGCUGUCAAAACUGAAUUUGAUGAGCUGGCUUCUGUGAAGGAGAAUUUGCAGGAUGCUGUAGACUUUCUGCAUCAUAAGUUGCGGAGUCUGUUGGCAUCUUAUGACAAAAAAUGUAAUGGAUUGCCAAUUUGGGGUGAAGAUAUCUGUCAGGAUGUGGAAUCUAGAGAUAUAGCUGAUAUUACGUUGCAAUUGGAAGAGAUUCAGAACAGUGCAUGUGAGAAGAUUAUCCAACUCAUUCAAGAGAAGCAAGACCUAGUGCAUGAGAGAGAUAUGGCUCAAGUGUCCUUAAGUGCAGUACAAUCAGAAAAUGUUGCCAUGAAACAGAAAUUCGAGUUUGACAUAGCGAAUAUUUUGAGUAAACUGGAUGUUUCUGGUGUCCUGGUGCAGAAGCUUCAAUCAGAAGUUGAGGCUGUUGCUAACAGACUCCAGAGUAGCUCUGAAGCUGAAGAACAUUUUGCACAGCAGUACCAAGAACUUUUAUCUGACUUUGAUCAUGUGGAAGUUCAGCUGCAACAACUUGCUUCUGAAAACAAAGGUCUUUCUCAAGAAAUAAUUGCACUGGAGAGUGUAAAUGAAGAAGUUGGAAGGUUCAAGCUGGAAACAGCAGCAUUGUCACAGGAAAAGGAAGCUCUAAUCAUGACCAUAAAGGAUAAAACUGAGGAAUCUGCCAAGCUAUCACUGGAGCUUAAUGGUUUGAAAUCAAGUUUGCAAUCAUUGCAUGAUGACUUACAAGCUGAAAGAAGUGUAAGAGAUAUGGCUCAAGUGUCCUUAAAUGCAGCACAAUCAGAUAAUCUUGUAAUUAAACAGAAAUUUGAAAAUGAUGUACAAAACAUUAUGGGUAAAAUAGAUAUGUCUAGUGUCCUCGUGCAAAAGCUUCAGUCAGAAGUUGAGACUAUUGCUAACAAACUCAAGAUUAGCUUUGAAGCUGAAGAACAUUAUGCACAGCAGCACAGAGAACUUCUAUCUGAUUUUGAUAGUUUGGAAGUUGAGUUACAGCGGCUUACUUCUGAGAAUAAGGACCUUGGUCAGGAAAUAAUUGCACUGGGCAAUGUGACUGAAGAACUUGAAAUGUGCAGACUUGAAAUAGCAGUGUUUUCAGAAGAAAAAGAAGCUCUGAUGAUGACCUUAAAGAAUAAAACUGAGGAGUCUGCUAAGUUUGCACUGGAGCUUAAUAGUCUGAAAUCAGGUUUUCAAUCAUUGCAAGAUGAGUUGAAUGUUGAAAGAAGUGUUAAAGAUAUGUUAGAUAGUAGAGUUGCAGAUCUUACUUCCCAAUUAAAUGAGAAGCAAUAUGAGUUGCUACAAUUUGAUCAGCAGAAGACAGAGCUGGUACAUCACAGGAAAUUAGUGUCAGAUCUAGAAUUAGAGAAAUCAAGACUCCAUUGUAUUUUAUUGGACUCUGAGGAAUGUCUAAAAUCUGCUCGAAAAGAAAGUUCUUCAAUUUCUUGUUUGGAGGCGCAAUUAUUUGCGAUGUACGAGUUUUUAAUAGCAUCAGAUGUUAAACUUGCAUACACAAAAACUCAAUAUGAGGUGAGGAUUGAGGAGGUUAUUCAGCAACUUUGCUCCAAAGAUAGGUACCUUGCUGAACUUCAGAAGAAGUUUCUUAAUGUAGAGACUAUGCUUGAUAGUAGUCUGGCUAAUGAAGCAAAUCAUAAUGAAGAGAGUGCUAAAUUGAUGACAAGACUCAGCUCCAUUAAGUCCGAGUUGGAUGCUUCCAUUGCUCAAAAUAGAGUACUAGUUGAUGCAAACAGUGCCUUAAGGACUGAACUUGAGGAAUGCAAGCAAAGAGCAGAAAGUACAGAUGCUACUUUUCAUAUAGAUAGGAGUGAGCAUGCUUUUGAGGUUGAAAAGCUGGAGCGUAGGUUAGUGAAAUCAGAAGAAGAGAUUGAUAAUCUGAUGUUCUCCAAGGAAGCACUAGAAGUCAAAUCUUUAGUACUUGAAGCCAAAUUGGACGAACAGAAACCUGAAAUAGCCUUGCUGGAGGAUUAUAAGCAUGAACUGACAGCCUUGCAAAACAAGUACAAUGAGCUUGCACAUAGGCUUUCUGAACAGGUUUUGAAGACAGAAGAGUUUAAGAAUUUGUCUAUACAUUUGAAGGAGCUUAAAGACAAAGCUGAUGCUGAAUCUAUCCGGGUUCGUGAGAAAAGAGAACCAGAUGGACCCCCAGUUGCCAUGCAAGAGUCAUUGAGAAUUGCAUUUAUCAAAGAACAGUAUGAAACCAAGAUUCAAGAACUGAAACACCAGCUUUCUAUCUCCAAAAAACAUAGUGAGGAAAUGCUGUGGAAAUUACAAGAUGCAAUUGAUGAAGUUGAGAGUAAGAAGAAAUCUGAAGCUUCACACUUGAAACGAAAUGAAGAGCUAGGAAUGAGGAUUUUGGAAUUGGAGACAGAGUUGCAUUCAGCAAUUUCUGAAAAGCGAGAAAUGAUGAAGGCGUAUGACUUAAUGAAGGCUGAAAAAGAAUGCUCGUCAAUAAGCCUUGAAUGCUGUAAGGAAGAAAAGCUAGAGCUUGAAGCCUCUUUGCAAAAAUGCAAUGAGGAAAAAUCUAAAAUUACAGUAGAACUCACCUCAAUGAAAGAUUUGUUUGAGUGCUCUGCGUCUACAUUGAAUAGUCAGAAGGAAGACGAUAAUGAAUUACACAAAGCUUGUUGCAAAUCUGAUGAGCCAGCCAGCAGUAUAUCGCACCAGAAAAAUCCAAUUUCUGGCAGUCCAAGCAAUGGAAGAUUUAGUACAAAUCUGCUUCCGGGGAAUGGUCCAAUGAGUGACACCUUAGCUAAGUUCUCAGACGAAGCUAUUUCAGAGGAUUGUCAAGAGCUUAAACAUUCUUGCUUGGUUCCAAUUAAUGAGACUGGCCAUUCAAAUGCACUCGUCAAUAUGAGAGAUGAACAGGAUGCUCUUAUAUCUAGGGAUGUAAAUGGAAUUCCCAGUCUCAAACAUACAAGUCAAGAGGAUGUACUGCAUGGUGACUCUAAACGUUUAGCUCUUGUGAACGAACACUUCAAGGCCCGAGGUCUAAAAUCUAGCAUGGACCAUUUAAACAGGGAGUUGGAAAGGAUGAAACAUGAAAAUUUGCUUCUUACACAAGAUGAUAAUCAGUUUGACCCGGAUUGUGCUGCUUUGCAGAAAGAGCUGUUGAAGUUGCAUAAGGUAAAUGAAGAAUUAGGAAGCAUAUUCCCUUUAUUCAAUGAGUUUUCUUGUAGUGGCAAUGCAUUAGAGAGGGUUCUAGCUUUGGAAAUUGAGCUUGCUGAAUCCCUGCAAGCAAAGAAGAAAUCAACAAUCCAUUUUCAGAGUUCUUUCCUGAAACAGCACAGUGAUGAGGAAGCAGUGUUUCAAAGCUUUAGAGAUAUCAAUGAGCUGAUCAAAGACAUGCUGGAACUUAAAGGAAGAUAUGCAUCUGUAGAGACUGAGCUAAAAGAGAUGCAUGACCGAUACUCUCAACUAAGCCUUCAAUUUGCAGAGGUUGAAGGAGAGAGGCAAAAACUCAUGAUGACUCUUAAGAAUGUUCGGGCAUCAAAGAAAGCACCAUUAAGUCGCUCCUCAACCGCCUAUCUUGGUGACCAUUUGCCAUAGUUACUUUUAAACUCUCCCAUGUUGAUGUUUUCCUCAUUUGCCUAAUCUCCAGAAUAGCCCUUUACCGGAUUGAUGCUGCCACCGUGGCUCUCUACUGCGCUAUCUAAUUAUAUCGAUCAACAUGAGGGACUGUUGAGCUUCUACAAAAUCAACUUUUACAAGCUUGGCACACCGUGUUUAAAGCUAAGCAGCGGUAUGAUGUAAAUAAAAAGAAAUGUCAGCCUUGUUUGUAUCACUGCGUAAUAGUGUUAUAAGUAUAGAUCUCUGUAACCUAUGUACUUAAUUUCUUUUUUCUUUUUUUUUUUUUUUUUUUUUUUUUUUAAGAGGGGGAAGGGUUGGUAAUCUCAGUGGUAUAAUUCAUUUUGCUGUAUAGAAUAUCAUUUUUGUUUUUUUUUUUAAAUCGACAGUCAUAUUUAUAUCUUUCAAAAAAGCAAUGGAAAUCUCCCGUCGUUUUCUAUG